Molecule: messenger RNA, 1836 nt
Organism: Papaver somniferum (opium poppy)
Lineage: Eukaryota; Viridiplantae; Streptophyta; Magnoliopsida; Ranunculales; Papaveraceae
Exons: 3
Coding region: 347-1396 (349 amino acids)
Source: RefSeq, a predicted model, not a curated record
UGCUCACAGUAAAUAAUUUAUAUUUUAACCGUGGUAGAUGAAUUAGUACUCCAGUAAUAAAUAUUCCAUGAUUCGCGUACCAUAAAUAGAUAGAAUCCUUUCCACCUAAAAAAUAAGCCCAGUCCGUUUAGAUACCUCCUCACAUAAACACUACCAACUCGGUCUCAACAAAUUGAGUAUCCUUGAUUUCUCUCUUCACAAUUUCUCAAAUCUCUACUCAUCAAGAUCUCUCAUUUUCUCCCUAAACCUCUACAAAUCUGUGUUCCAGUCAAGGGUUCUCUAGGGUUUUAGUUAUAAACACCCCUUUCUUUAAGCAAAAUUCACAAAAUCAAAUGUUACUAGAACAAUGAUGAUGAACAAACCAAAGAAAAUCACGGAGUGUUGUAAUUGCACUUCCAUACAGAAAUGGGUUCUUCAUAACAUCCGUCACAGAGGUGAUAUUCGUAAAUUCUGUACUUCUUGUGUAUUAAAACUUCAUCCUGGUCUAUUUUGCCCUAAUUGUUUUGAAGUUUAUGAAACUUCAAAUCUUUCUUCUUCAAUUCCUAUUACUAGUACUAAUCGUGUUACGUGUUUGAAAUGUCCAUCUGUUGUUCAUCAUGAUUGUAUUAGUAAAGAUAUUGUCAAUCGUUAUGUUUGUCCUACUUGCUUAAACCCUAAAUUCGACUUUGUCGAUUUGGGGAAACCAUUGAGUGAUUCUAUUCCUAGUAGUCGUGUGAUUGAUUUGAAUAAAGCAAAAGUGUUUCUUGCUGCGGCUACGAUAUCCUCUGUGUCUAUGGAAAGGGCGGCUUUAACUCUUAGAGUGGAAGCUGAAAAGAGAGUUAAGGAAGCUGCUAUAGCUAGAAAGAUUGCAAAAGAUGUGCUGGAGAAUGUUAAUGUUGUUGCCAUGGAAGAAAAGGAAAAGAAAGAUAUGAACAUGGAAGUUGGUGGUUCGAGUUCUGUUGUGGUUGCAGUGGAGGAAGAGAAGAAGGAAAAGAAACCGAAAGGAAGUAGAUAUGCUGUUGAGAAAUCGAAAGGAAAUAGUGCUGUUGCUGCUGCUGUUGCAGCCCAAAAACGGUUUCAAAGUCAAGUUUCUCUGGCUUUAAAUGAUGGGAAAGGGAAAGAUAAAUCUCGUGAUGGUUUUGGGUCGAGAGAAAAGGAGACGCUGAUACAGUUCUAUUCUCCUCCACCUCCAGUUCAAAAGCCGCUGUCAAAUGGUGUUUUGGGGAAUCAACAAGCUCAGAUCUCAGGUGCAACUCUGCUGGGGAAGGAGAAAAACGGGCUAAUUUCAUUGGCUCAUGGUGUUAAACAAACCCAAGGAAAUUCGAGUGAAGGUGAGAAAGUGGAUAUGUUCCAAAAUUUGAUGAAGGAGUUCAACAUCUCAACAGGUCUUCAAAAAAAGCAAGCUAAUGGUUUGUAAGUUACCAGCUUCCAUUUGCAUGGCGCCAUAUAUGCAGUUCAAAGAGCUUAUUCUAUCUUUAAUAUUUCUGAAUUCAAGACCAAGCUGUUGCAAUGGAUGUAUGGAAGUGGUGGUGGCGGCAUAGAUUUACUGCAUCAAAGGUCGAGUACGGGUGGGGAUGUUUAAACUAGAUGCUUGAAUACCUAAGUUGAUAACUUGUUUGGUAGAUGUGAGUCCUGAAUCUAACCAAAUCCCGGAGUUACUACUGUGUUUGAGGAAUCUUUUCUACAAACAAAACCUGCCAGUUAGGUAGUGCACUUGGCUUUUAGCAUAUUAACCACGGUUCCAGAUUCAUUGACCGUGAUGCAUGUAUCCAUGAUUCUGGUAAAUAUAACAGGUUAGAAUUGUAAUGAACAUUAAGAAUCAAAUCAUUUGCUCAGCAUUUCAACUUCUUGAUGUCA